AUGGUGUCACACUACGAUCCGCCAUCGUGGGCUGGUAAACCUCCAAUAGGUCUACACCUGGACGUCACGAAAGAGGAAAAAUUCAUCCAGAAACUCAUGAUAGACGAAAAAAAGUGCUACUUGUUCGGGAGGAAUGCCGACAUUUGUGAUUUCCCUGUCGAGCAUCAGAGCUGUUCCAGAGUUCAUGCGGCCCUGGUCUACCAUAAACACCUGGAUAGAGCUUUCCUAGUCGAUCUCGGGAGCACUCAUGGGACGUAUAUCGGUAAGGUUCGACUCGAAGCGCAAAAACCGACGCAGCUACCCUUGGAUUCCAAGUUUCAUUUUGGUGCGUCCACGAGAAUUUACGUGCUAAGGGAGCGACCUCAAAAUAAAGAAGCCGAAGAAGGUAUCAGCGUCGAGCUUCCAGAGUCAGAAUUGGAGCUCGACAACCUCACCGAAUACAACACUGCUCACAACAGGAGGGUCACCAUGCUCGGUAUAACUGAUGAUUCUCCGGCAUCGAAGAACAGAAAGUCAGCCUCUCAUGGGAGGAAAGUCGUUUUCAAGGACGAGGAGGAUAUCAUAAACCCAGAAGAUAUCGACCCAUCGGUUGGAAAGUUCAGAAACUUGGUCCAAACUCAAGUUAUCCCAUCGAAGCGCAUGCGGUUGAGCGAUGAUGUGUUCAUGGAAAACGAAUCGAGAAUGUUUGGAAGCGCUGUGUCUUCGCUAAGAUCUCAAGGAGAUGCAGGCCUGAGAGACAAUAACCUGAGCAGUCAACGUGCUGCUGCCCUUUAUUCAUCUACACCCUUGAUGAGUUCGAAGCUCGGACUCCAGCUUCCAAACCCGGCGCCGGAUAUUUACGCGGACCGCGACGCUCCUCGAGAAGAACUGUCCAGCCAAUUGAAUACCGCUAAGAACGCAGCGAAUGAGAUGCUUUUUACUGGACCUUCCCCGUCGCCUCUAGACAUAAGUCACCAGAAGAAGAAGUAUCCCAAAGAGGCUUGGGGAGGUAAGAAAGCGAAAAGUAAUCCCAUCGCGGGUCUCUUCUAA
Molecule: messenger RNA, 1029 nt
Organism: Galendromus occidentalis (western predatory mite)
Lineage: Eukaryota; Metazoa; Arthropoda; Arachnida; Mesostigmata; Phytoseiidae
Gene: NiPp1
Product: nuclear inhibitor of protein phosphatase 1
Exons: 6
Coding region: 1-1029 (342 amino acids)
Molecular function (GO): protein binding
Source: RefSeq, a predicted model, not a curated record